This is a messenger RNA of Ambispora leptoticha, 2277 nucleotides long. The record is from the annotation of a GenBank genome assembly. NCBI's taxonomy places the organism in Eukaryota, Fungi, Glomeromycota, Glomeromycetes, Archaeosporales, Ambisporaceae.
AUGGAACAAAGUUCUGAAACCUCCUUUCUCACAUAUAUUUUACCGGCACAAGAAAAUAUUCAAGAAAAUGUUCAAAAUGGAAUGCAGUCAAAGCAAGUUACACUUGAUGACAAUAAUAUUGAUGACGAGAACUUUCAUAACGUCAAUGAGGCUUCUUCAAGUAUUGCAACCUCGCCAACUCAAUUAUCAGAACUUAAAAGCGAUGAUUCUCCGUACACUAAACGUCAAAAACUUACAACCUUAGGUUUUGACAUACGUGAUAUUAAUAAGAGUGCACCUAAUCAAUACAUUCAAUCUACAAAUUCUCAUCCAAAUAAUAAUUCAAAUACAUCGAUCAGUGAAUCUCGUGCUUCGACACCACCUUGGGAAAUCGAAUCAAAGCAAAAUUUUCUCAGUCGUCAAACUAAAAAUGCAACUAGAUCUAAUUCGAUAAGGCAAAAUCAUGAUGCAGUUGAAAGCGAAGGAGGAAGAAUCACAUUUUCUAACAUUGAGGGCGAUGAAAAUGUUGUUAAUGAUGUAGAUUCGUCAAUGAUGUCGACAACUGUAACGUCAAGAGUUGGAAACGAAGAAGAAACCACUACUGAACACAAUACAUUAGAUCGUGAGGAUAGUUUAAUUGAUAAAGUAAUAAUGGCUAUCAAUUUUAGAAAUCGAAAAUUGGUGCGAUUUCAAAUCUCCCCGUCGAUUAUUCUCACAAGUUCACGUGCGGACGAAGACUUUAUAGAAGCAUUAAAAACCACCGAUGAAGCAAAUUCCCUAGAAUCUACCGUCGAGAUUCGCCCAAAUGUUGAAUUCGUAUGGGCAUCAGCAAAAACAAAACUUUUAUCGAUAAAGUUUGGCGGAACUCACGGAUUCAGUUCAGUACAAAUCAGCGCUACAAAAAAAGACAUGUAUUUGAAGCUAUCGAGUAUUAUUGAUAUGGAUAGUGUUGAGGCGGUCUGUUGCGCUGGUGCAUUGCUUAGCUAUAUUGCAAGAGCAAGAGUCACAGAUGAAUUAUUGCAUCAGCAAGAUCAAGACCACAAAAUACUGUCUAUUGAGCAAUUCUCGUUGAAAACAAUUCUGCAUGUUAACGCGGAUACUCUUUGUUCACUCCAAAUCUUCGAGGAUGAGUCUCAUCCAAAUAUGCAUGCGCGAUCUCGAGCGAAAGAAGGGUUGUCUAUUUUCGGAGUACUCAAUAGAACAAGAACACCAGUCGGCAAACAACUCUUUAAACAAUGGUUUCUUCGACCAAGCCUUGACUUAAAUAUCCUCGAAGAGAGAUUUCGUACCAUUGACUGUUUUUUACAGCCGGAUAAUCUUCAUAUUUCCGAGCAUUUAGCUAAUUGCUUGAAGCAUGUCAAGAAUAUCCCAAAAAUACUGGAGAGCAUGAAAGGGAAGUUGAAUAUUGCAGAGUGGCAGUCAUUGUUGCAGUUCGCUUAUUACUGUCUUAAAAUUCGUAACCUUAUUCGAGAAUUGAAUUCCUCGGAAAAUAUACAAAUAUUCAACAAAAUAAGAGAAACUUUCGUUGUUACUGAGUUGAAAGAUCUUGGUUCAGUUAUAAAUGAUGUGAUUGAUUUCGACGAAAGCGCUAACGAGAAUCGCGUUGUGGUUAAAUUGCACGUUGAUGAGGAACUCGAUGAAAUGAAGAGAACAUACAAUGGACUGGAUGAUUUCUUGUCUGAAGUCGCACGAGAAAUUGCUACAACAAUUCCAAGUGAAUUCGCAUCCACAUUGAAUGUCAUUUACUUUCCUCAGCUCGGGUAUUUGAUUACCGUUCCGUUAAAACCUGAAUGGAAAGAGGAAGAAGACUUCCAGAUCGAAGGAUUGUAUUAUCAGUUUAGUACAGCGACAACUGUAUAUUACAAGAAUGAUCGAAUGCGUGAACUUGAUGAAUAUCUUGGAGAUAUUCAUGGAUUAAUAGUUGACCGCGAAAUAGAAAUCAUGCAACGACUUCAAGAACGAGCCAGUGAGAAUAUAGCGUCACUAUUAGCGUCGACAGUAGUUUGCGCGGAACUUGAUUGUCUUCUUUCUUUGGCUGAGUCUGCUAGAAGAUAUCAUUAUUCAAGACCGCAGAUGACCGAAGAAAAUAUAUUGAAAAUUGUAAAAGGAAGACAUCCACUUCAAGAACUUUGUGUUGAUGUAUUUGUUGCGAAUGACACGAAUUUAGCUGGUGGCAAAGGAAUAAUCAAACCAGAGGACAAAGAGAGCGAGGAUUCAACUUUCCCAGCAAAUCAUGAAUCUUUUACUGCAUCAGCAUUUUCAAUGUACAAUGGAACGUCGACUUCUCAACAGUUUUGA